This is a messenger RNA of Cuscuta campestris, 984 nucleotides long. The record is from the annotation of a GenBank genome assembly. Lineage: Eukaryota; Viridiplantae; Streptophyta; Magnoliopsida; Solanales; Convolvulaceae.
GGAAAGUAUCACAUUCCGCAUUUCCACGUACAGAACUAGUGAACUACAGAUAAAUCAUUCCGAUCUACUGCAACAGUAGUGUGAUACCCAAGAAGGUGGGAUUUGGUGGAAAUGGAUGAUUUCUGGAAAGGCAUUAAUCUCUCCCCCGUCCACUCCUCCGCCGCAGCCGCCACCUACCUCCCGUCGUUCCCCUCCGGCGCCGGUUUCUCCCACGUACCGGGGCUCCAUGAAUUUCUACCUCUCCCCCCUGAAAUCGGCGGAUCCACAAGUUCCCCUCCGGCCGCCGUGGUCUCGUCCGUCUCCUUGGGCUCUCAACCCGCCCCUCCGCCGCCGCCGCGGCUCGCCAGGAAACGAAAGCCGGUAAGCCACGACGGCUCCGAUCCCGAGCGCCGCCACCAACGCUUGAUUAAGAACAGGGAAUCCGCCGACCGUUCCCGAGCUAAAAAAAUCGCCUACACAGCGGAUUUGGAGAUAAAGAUACAAUAUCUAACGCAAGAGAAUAAAAAGCUGAAGAUGCAAAGGGUCAAGCUGCUGGCUGUUGGGAUUCCUUCUGCGCCCAUAGUGCCACCAGAACCAGAAAAGGACAGAAAACUCUGCAGGAGUUUGACAUUUUGAGGAGAAAAUUAAAGAAGAAGGGGUUAUUAAAAAAAGGAAUUUUUUUUUGUUGAAGGUAAAAAAAAUUGAAAAACUGUAGUAAAAAGAGAAUGUACUGUGCCUAGUUGGCAUUUUACAUUCCUUGCGACGACUGGUUAGAGAGUGGGGCCCAGCCAGCAGUGCUGUUGUACGCAGUUGUUGGAUGUAGAGUGGGCCGUACAUAGUGUUGUGUCUCUCCAUCUGCACGAGAUAUUUUCCACCCUAUUAUAGACCCGGUUCGAUCAGAUCAGGUUCGAGUUUGAUAGUUUGACUUUUGGAACUGUUCAUCUAAGCACUUUGACUCAUCAAAUUCUAUCAAUGUGUAAGCCUAAAUAUAGUCAUGUGUGAUCU